Molecule: messenger RNA, 3589 nt
Organism: Hemiscyllium ocellatum (epaulette shark)
Lineage: Eukaryota; Metazoa; Chordata; Chondrichthyes; Orectolobiformes; Hemiscylliidae
Product: rho GTPase-activating protein SYDE1
Exons: 8
Coding region: 179-3589 (1136 amino acids)
Biological process (GO): signal transduction
Source: RefSeq, a predicted model, not a curated record
GAUCGCGGGGACACGGAGACGGCCCGGCACCGGGACUGGGACCGGGACAGGGGGGUCCUGCCGGCCCCGGGGGCGGGGAGAGAGAGAGAGAGAGCUCCGUGUCCCGGACACAGACCCAGACAGCAGCCCCUUCCCCCCGGGGGACAGCCCCAGCCCCAGCCCCUCCCGCUGCCCUGCCAUGGCCGAACCGCUACUCCGCAAAACUUUCGCCAAACUUCGGGCCAGGAGGAGAAAAAGUUUAAAAAGCGGCCGGAGUGAAGAGUCCGAUGUUUGUGAAAGGAUACCGGUGACUGCGUCUCCAGAGGGUGCCCAGGAUCCCAGGGCAGAGGCCAGUGAGAUACAACCCAACACCGCGGAGCCAGUGGGCCCAGCCAAUGAGAGCCUCACUAGGUACCUCCCAUCCUCCGGUGGAUCUCAGAGCCUUGCCAGUAGCCAUGUGGACUAUGGUGGUUCUGCCACAUGCCCAGUCAGCCUGGCAUCCUGGUCCACCCAGACUCUGGGCGCUGGUGCAACCUCAACGACUCGGGGCACCGUGGAGGAGGGCGCGAUCUGGUACAACCCCAUCCCAGAGGAAGGCCACCAGGUACGGCCACCCCAGAGACGGAAGACCAGCCGGGCACAGUGGUACGUGGAGGUGCCCUCCCCAACGGGCGCUGGGCCCCCUGCCAGCGACAGGGCGGGGCAGCAUGGUGGUGUUGAUGCUGUGUCGGCUGGCACUGACACAGUGCAGGAGCAGCGGGUAGCGAGGUGUGCUACCAGGUCAUCGCCUCCAUCCACCCACCGUCCCUCGGUGCCAGUCGCUUGUGUAUCGUGGAGCGGGGGUCAGACAGGGAGCAGUGCACAGAAACGCGCAGACGCAGCAGAAGAGAGGCCCGAGAUCGGCAGGGGGAGGUCUCCACCGUCACCGUCGACAACGAGUCCUGGGCCGCCCAAGAAGAUGCCCGGGGCCAGGCGCUCGUUGUCGGACCGGGUCAAGUCCCCAGGCACUGUGCGGCGCCUCUCCAUCAAGAUGAAGAAGCUGCCGGAGCUGAGACGCAAACUGAGCCUGAGGGGUUCUCCACGGGGCGGCCGCCAGGCUGGAGACACAGGGAGGCCUCCAUCCCCUCCCUCAUCCCCAGCCUCGAGUAUCUCACCAUCUGUCUCCAACGUACUGUGCCGCUACCACCUGGACAGCAGCGUCUCGGCCCGAGGGAGUCUGUGGCCCCGAGCCAAGCUAACACGGAGAGCCAGCACCAAGACCCUGGGCCGGCCUGGUUACCUGAGCGACGGUGACUCCCCUGAGCUGCAGGCUAGGCCUAGGCCUCAGACCGGGAGUGAUGCCCAAGGCCCCGGACCACCAGGUACGGACAGCCCAAGGCUGGACCCAUCCGCCUUCCGGCCAUACGAUGGAGGAGGGGGUGGGGGUGAACAGCAGCGAGGCCUACGGCACCUCUCUGGCCUCAUCAACGUGCGGCUGUAUGGGGUGGAGCUUCCCCGGGCUGGUCCAGCUGAUAUCUGCUGUGCCAUCCAGGUGGACUCGGUUAGCAAGGCCCGCACCGCUGCCCUCAGCUGCCGCCGUGGCCCUUUCCUGGGUCUUGACCACACCUUCAACCUGGAGCUGGAACGUUCCCGCCUCCUCACACUGCUGCUCUUCAGCUGGGACCCAGCCUCAGCCCGGAACCGACUCUGCUGCCAAGGCACUGCUGCACUUCCACCGCUCUUCACAGGUGCCCGCACGCACCAGCUCGCCAUGAAGCUGGAACCCCGCGGAGUCCUCUAUCUGAAGGUAUCGCUGGUGGAGCUGUGGGAGCUCCCUCUGAGCUGUGCCGAUGAUCAGCGAGAGCCCAGGGUCUUCCGGAUGGAGCUUAGUGACUUGGUGCAGCGGGAGAAUUCCGGAGUCAGGGUUCCACUGCUCAUACAGAAGUGUGUCUCAGAGAUCGAGAAACGUGGCCUAAAAGCUGUGGGUCUAUACCGUCUCUGUGGAUCAGCCACUGUGAAGAAAGAGCUCCGAGACUCCUUUGAGCGUGACAGUGCCUCUGUUGACCUCUCUGAGGAACUCUACCCUGACAUCAACGUCAUCACAGGCAUCCUCAAGGACUACCUGCGGGACCUGCCAUCGCCCCUCAUCACAAAGACGCUGUACAAAGUGGUGCUGGAGGCCACUGCUGUGUGGCCCUUGAAGAUGACCAUGGGCAUGCCAGAUGCCAGUCCCAAUGCCCCCAACGCUGUGGCUCUGCUUGACUGCCUGCCUGAAGCCGAGAAGGCCACUCUAAGCCUGCUCCUUGACCAUCUAAGCCUGGUGGCUUCACUGCAGGAGUUCAACAAGAUGACGUGUCAGAACUUGGCGGUUUGUUUUGGGCCUGUACUCCUAGGCCAGAAGCAGGAAGCCUCUCAGUGCGGCGGCCGCACUUCCUGUCAGGAGCUCGCCAGUGCCGUGGACUUCAAGAUGCACAUCGAGGUUCUGCACUACCUGCUGCAGCUGUGGCCCAGUGACCGGACCAAAGUGAAACGGGAUACAGUGAUGGAGCAGUCACAGGGCACCCAUCGCCAGCCCCCCAGCCCACCCCUGGUGCCCGACGAGGUGGUUUGUCGGAACCGGACAGGGCGAGUGACCGGCUCAUCUCGGAACCGCCAUGCUGGGGACUGGAGUCGCUGCGGCAGGAGCUACCUUGGCCAGGCUGGGGAACGGGAACUAGGCAGGAGCACCGGGAACACGGAAGGGGGAUGGGAACUGGGCAGGAGCACCGGGAACACGGAAGGGGGAUGGGAACUGGGCAGGAGCACCGGGAACACGGAAGGGGGAUGGGAACUGGGCAGGAGCACCGGGAACUCGGAGGGGGAAUGGGAACUGGGCAGGAGCACCGGGAACUCGGAGGGGGAAUGGGAACUGGGCAGGAGCACCGGGAACAUGGAAGGGGAGCAGAAACUAGGCAGGAACGCCGGGAACAUGGAGGGGGAAUGGGAGCUGGGCAGGAGCUACCUUGGUCAGGCCGGGGAAUGGGACCAGGCCGGGGAAUGGAACCAGGCUGGGGAAUGGAACCAGACCGGGGAGUUGGGCCAGGCCAGGGAAUGGGAGCAGGCCCAGGAGCGGGGCCAGGCCCGGGAGCGGGGCCAGGCCGGGGAGCGGGGCCAGGUCGGGGAGCGGGGCCAGGCCGGGGAGCGGGGCCAGGCCGGGGAAUGGGAGCAGGCCCGGGAGCGGAGCCAGGCCGGGGAGCGGGGCCAGGCUGGGGAGCAGGACCAGGCUGGGGAAUGGGAGCAGGCCCAGGCUGGGGAAUGGGAGCAGGCCCGGGAGCGGUGCCAGGCUGGGGAGCAGGACCAGGCCGGGGAAUGGGAGCAGGCCCGGGAGCGGGGCCAGGCCCGGGAGCGGGGCCAGGCCGGGGAGUGGGGCCACGCUGGGGAAUUGGACCAGGCCGUAAAACGGGAGCAGGGCAGGAGAACCGGACACAUGGAGGGGGAGGAGUGUGAGAAUGGCAGGCGAGAUGGCAGCUCCUACCCCAGCGAGGGCAGUGAGCUGGACCUGGAGUCAUCCAUCUUGGGCCGGCCGAAGGACUUUGACAGUCUGAUCGCUGAUAUCGAGCGGGAGCUAGCCAAGAAAAUCAUCUUCCUGUAA